This is a messenger RNA of Leptopilina boulardi, 6462 nucleotides long. RefSeq lists its product as uncharacterized. Gene Ontology annotation, biological process: regulation of DNA-templated transcription. The record is from RefSeq and is a predicted model, not a curated record. Gene Ontology annotation, cellular component: nucleus; transcription regulator complex. NCBI's taxonomy places the organism in Eukaryota, Metazoa, Arthropoda, Insecta, Hymenoptera, Figitidae. The transcript has 15 exons. Gene Ontology annotation, molecular function: transcription coregulator activity; protein binding. The coding region runs from base 1043 to 5878 and encodes 1611 amino acids.
GCGUAUUGAUCUUGUUCAAAUUUUUCAUAUAAUUACAUUAUAAUAAACAACGAUCGAAAUAGAUCAUCAAUUUCCCAAAAGUUAAUAUAUUGAUUGCAAAGUAAAUCUGCGACAAAACCGACAUCUUGUAGUAAGUUCGUGAACAUUCGGCUUAUUUCGUCAAUAUUACGUCCCGGGGCCUGGAUUCAUUGUGGGGUGGGUUACUUCAGUGCAGUACAUUCAGCAAGCAAACCUGUCGAUAAAACUAUCCGUGUUCAAGUAUACGCGCCAUUUCUUUAUUCAAUAUUAUUUAGUGUACGUUAAAUAAUUAUUAAAAAAUGUGACGACCUUUCAAACUGUAACUUAAAGUGAAAUGUAAUUUUUUAUAAUACUUCUGACCACGCGCCGUUUCCAUAGUUACAGUUAUAUUUUCACAAUGUAGAGUCAAGCGCAACGAUCCAUAUACAUGAAGUUACUAACACAUUGACGCUUUGCUAUAGUUGAUGCUCCCUUGCCUUCAUUUAUUUGCUUAUACAUAUAUAGGGACGAAAACUGAGUGGUUCGAGUGGGAUUCAGUUUGGUUUCUAAUCAACAACCAAUGGGAGACAGAAAAAAAUGAUACGACGAUAAUGAAUCAACCACGGGGCCAUAACUCGAAAUACUUCGAAGGGACUUCUUUGAAAACAUCAGCUCAACCCAAAACUAAUGCUACAAAAUUUUAAAUGAAGGGAUUAUGAAAUGAAUGUUACGGGUUUUGGCACUGUUCAAAGAUGAGUCACGUUUCAAAUCUAUAUAACAAUAGAAAGAAUUGGGAAUUUUAAAUCCAACUUGAAAAGCUUUCUUCUGACAGUGAGUAAAUCCGAAAGUCAUUUCGAAGAAGAAGAAGAAGAAGAAGGCACUUUUACAAGAAGAUCGUGGUUUAUGAAACCUCUCUCUAAUCAAGGAAUUUUUUGAGGGUGCAAUAUUAAAAAAUUAACGUCAACUUGAUUACUUACAUAAUGUGAAAGAAUAAUGGAUGAAAUAGGAUCCCUGUGAUAUUUUUUUUACAUUCGUCUUUGGUGAAAUGGAGACAAAAAUUGACAUACUUCCUUCUACCAAAUCAAAAAAGAUUUGCUCAUUAUUAAGUACUGAUCUUCAUGAUUCAAAUAUUAUAACAAAGGAAAGAGAGGAAGAACUUUUAAAUGAUGGAUUAACAACAUGCGAUGAGGAUAUUGAUGAAGAUGAAGCACUUUCUGAUGAUAGUUUACGUUUAAAAUUGUCUGAUGACGACGAUAUUGAACAGGAUGAUGUUGAUUCGUCUGAAUAUAUUUAUAAACGACAACUAAAGGAAGAAGAAUCUUAUAAGGAGAAGAAGUACAGAACACACGAAGAAGGAUUUGCCACUACAAGUGAAGAAGAAAAAGAAUCAUAUUUAUUGGAAGCAAAUUCUGAUUUCAAACAAGAAACAUCAAGUGAGAAGAAGGUGAAUUCUGAAGAAAAUUUCAAUAAAAGCCAAUUGACUGAUGAUUUAAACGUAUCGGAAAGCGUUAGUUCAACAGAAAUUGCACAUGAUCAACAAAACACAGAAGAUACAAUCAUGAAUGGAAACGAUCCGAGAUUUUAUCCAAAUUCUAUUAGAUCAAUGUAUGAAAAUCGAUGGAAUCCAUCAAAUCAUCGUAUGCGAAUGGGAUUCAAUAAUCGUCCGCCACUGCCAUCGCAUCAAAGAUAUUAUCCAAAUAGUAAUUAUAAUUCUUCCGAUUUAACAGAUAACAGAUAUUAUAAUCAAUAUAAACAUUAUAAUAGGGUAAGAGGAUCAGGCAAACAUCAUUCGUCUUAUAAUUUUAAAUCGAAAUCAGGCGAUAGACAAAAGGAAAAAAACGACUUAUCAUCGUCAUUAAAAUUAGUUGAUUCUGAUCCUGAUUUUACUUGUGAUAAUGAUUUGAAUAAUAUUAAUAAGAAAAAUUCAGAAAAAAAAUUAGAAUCUGAAGAAUCGGAAGAAAAAUCAGAUAAAAAUGUCAACAAUACUGAAGAUAAUGAUGAUGAUGAUAACAAUUCCAAUGAAUUACAUUCAAAUGCAAAGAAUGAUAAUGAAAAGGAAAAUAUCAAUGAUUGUAUCACUGAUUCAACUCUUAAGACUGCAGAACCUAUUCAGAAUGAUCUUUUAAAUUCAUUAAAUUUAGAUGAAGAAAGAUCAAAAUCACAAGUAGAGAAUGUAGUUACAAACGAAAAUACAACAGAAUACACUUCUAAUACUAAAGAAGUGAACACAACAAAUUUCAUACGGGAUGAAGAUUCUCAGGAAGAAUCUUCUUGUGUUAUCGGUACUAGUAAUAAUAAUGAUAAUCUUAAAGAAUUAGAUAACAAAAUUUCGGAAAAAACAUUAAAGACUGAUGAAAAGAAUUUGUGUACAAAUGACGAUAUUGAAAAUAGUGAAGAUAUGAUCAUUCACCAUGCAAGCACAGGUGAGGAAGACUUACCAGAGAAGGACAAUGAUAAUCAAGGCAAAGAAGAAAAAGAAAAAGAAAUAUCGUUGAAAAUUAAACAGAAAAUUGAAAGCAAUGAAGAAAAUAUUCAAUCUUCAUCAAUUUGUUUAAACGAAGAUUCUGGAUCGACAUUGGAUAAUUUACCAAAAGUUUAUCAAUGUCUCGAAGAAAUAGCAAGUAUGGAAGCUUCCCGUAUCGCUGAAGAAAUGAAGAAAGUCGAACAAAUUGUGCAAGAUGAUUUGCUUGAUAGUGAAAGUAUAAAAUUACAAUUAUCUCAAGGUGCUGAUGGUGAUACUGAUGAUAUUGAUUCUGAAAAUAAUACACAUGAUGACAACAAUCCUUGUGAAAAUGAUAUUCCCCCUGUCAAUGAUGAUAAUAAUCCUCAGGACAUUGAUCAACAUGAUAAUGAUAAUAAAGAUAUUGGUAAUGCUUCAGAAAAAUGUUCAUUCCAACCAAUGGAUGAAGAUACAACUCCAUAUGAUCCUUCAAUUAUUACUGAAAAUAAACCAAUCAAAGAAACAAAAGAACCAAUAGAUGAUAAUUCCGAUAAAAAUGAUAAUAAUGAUGAAGACGAAAAUUCAAAUUUAACGGUUGAAUCAUCCGAAUCUAUUGUUUCAUCCACAAAGAAUAAUAUUGUCGAAGAGAAAGAUAAUGUUUCGCAAGAUGUUGAAAAAAUGAAUUUUGAUGAUAAUGCCUGUCAUCCAAAUGAAACCCCCAAAGAGACAUGUGACACGAAAGGCAAUAAAUAUACAAAUCGUCUUUAUGAUUCAUUACUUGUGAAAAAAAGUGAUAUAAUUAUGGAUGAUAGUAGUGAUAAAUUAAACGACGCUAGCAAUGACGUUAGCAAUGACAUUAGUAACGAUAUUAAUUACGAUAUUAGUAAUGAUAUAAGUAAUAGUAACGAUGUUGAAAUAAAAAUAAGCGAGGAGGAUGAAAGUAAUUCAGAAACAGCCGUUGUAACAACGAAAGAAAAAGUAAAUCAAAAUGAUAUCGAAUUAAAAGAUAAUGAUGCUCGCGAAGAAAUUAAAGAGUUGACUGAAAAAUUAGAAUCAAAUAUUGAACAAGUCAAAGAGAUUAUUGGUGUUGAAGAUGAGAAAAUGAUUAUUGAUGAUAAUCAAGAACCUCCAAAAUUGGAUAAGGAAAUGGAAGUGGAAUCGUCAAAAACAUCUGAUGUUGAUAAUUCUAGUGAAAAAAUUGAAUCAACAGAUAUCACAAUGAAAGACAGUUCAAACAAUGAGAAGAAGGAAGAAAAUUAUUUAAGACUCAAAUCACAAACUGAUGACACAUUAUUUGCACCUAAAACAUCUUUAGUGGGAAGUAAAGAAGGUGAAACAAAUGUUCGACAAAAAAGAAAAACAGCAAAAAAUGCUGAAGAAAUUAUUAAAACGAAAUUCUUAAAAAGUGACAGCGAAGCUGAUAGUGACGAUUCGGGAAAAUAUGUCAGUGUUAAUUACAAAAAAACAAAGCACCUUGUUAAUGUACCUGCUUCCCUGUCACCUUCAUCGUUGAAACGAAAUCUCGGUGAUGAUGAGGACACUGAUAAUGAAAUAGAUUCAUUAACCAGACAAGUCACUGUUAAAAAAUUAAAAAUGACAAUUGAUUCACCGAAAAAAUCGUCUAAUGAAUCUCUCUUCCCAUUCAAAAAAGAUGUAAUAGGUGUAAAAGAUGUAAAAGAUGUAAAAGAUGUAAAAGAUGUAAAAGAUGUAAAAGAUGUAAAAGAUGUAAAAGAUGUAAAAGAUGUAAAAGAUGUAAAAGAUACAAAAGAUAUAAAAGAUAUAAAGAAAACAAAGGAUCAAGAAUCUAUUAGAAAUCUUGUCAAUGUGCGUAAAUUUUUCCAGCGUGACAUAAAAGGAAAAUUGAAGAAAUUAAAACAGGAGGAAUUAGAAGAAUUACUCAUUCAAAAGAUAGUUGAAACUAUUACAAUGGCUAGUGAAAUUGGUAAAUUGCGAGAACAAGCGCGUUUAUCAGAAAAAAGUCAGGAAGCCACACGAGCUAGAUGUCAACAGCUUGCUAAACAAAUUCAGGAUUUUGAAAUGGUUCUCAAGCGUAAUGCUGCUGAUAGAAGUUCGUCUAAUGAUAAAUUUAUUGCUCCAAUAAAAAUUAAUCGAUCUGUUGGAUUGCAAGUUAAUUUUAUAUCGGAUCAUGGAAUGCAGAAUAUGCGACAAAUUCAACAAAAUGCAAAAUCUGCUACAAUGUCAAAUUCAUCAUCAACUUCAUCGUCUAAUGAUGUUGGUACACCAAAUCCGCGAAAAGGUAUAAAAGUACGAUCGCCUAGACGAAGUGAAAAUAUUCCAUCCACUGUACAAGUGCCACCGUUAACUAAUAUUCCGCAACAAGCUAAAAUUUCACCUCCAAAUAUUACAAAUCCAGUUACACCUGCUGCUUUAGUUUCAACGACAAAAACAAUUGAACCGCAUACUCGCACAAUGCCUGGACCACUUCAAACAAUUAAUGCACAACAGCCAGUUAUAUCAAAUGUGAAUAUUCGUUCACCAAAUAAAUUAAAUAUGAUACAAGGACUCCAACAGGCUCAACAAGCUGUUAUUCUUAACGGAAAUCGAGUUUCAACCACAGCUCCAAUUACUGUUCAAAAGCAAAAGGCCAAUAAUGAUCUUAUUGAUCUUACGGAUGAAGAGGAAAAAACAAAAACUACUGUUAAUACUCCGAUUGCUGUGACAACUGCAACUAUUAUAUCAAAUCAUCCACGAGGGAAUAUUAUACAAAGCAAUGCAACGUCACACUAUCAAAGAGUUAUCCAAGCAAUUCCAACGAGUGUUGCACUCUCAGGUCAAACGGCUAAUAUCAGGGUAGUUCAGCCUAAUAGUCAAACAACGCCUACUGCCUUAGUGAAUAAUAUAAAUGCGUCCAGAAUGUUUGUAAUGCAAAGUGGCGGACAACCAAGACAAAUAUUGAUAACCAAUCCUAAUUCGAUAAGACAAAAUGCUAAUAACAGUAAUAGGAAUCAAUUUUCGACAAUUACCUAUAAAACAGCCAAUGGAAUUCCAACUUCUGCAAAUGGCACUUUAAGACUUGUAACGACGCAAGCCACUGUAAAUGCUCAAAUAACCAAGCAUCCAGCACCUUUACCAGAUUCUGGACCAUGUGAUAAUAAUCCAAAUUGGAAAUUACCUCCUCCUGCCCCUUCGCUUAAGAUCUCAAAAGUCACUUCCGGAAUCGUAUUGUCUUGGAAUAUGACGCUAUCUGAUAAGCAUGCGGAGAUAGUUAGUUAUCAAUUAUUUGCGUAUCAGGAAGUAAAUGGUACGCCACCUAGUACAUUGCUUUGGAAGAAAGUUGGCGAUGUUAUGGCGCUACCGUUGCCAAUGGCGUGUACAUUAACUCAAUUUUCUGCGGGCAACAAUUAUUACUUUGCUGUUCGAGCCGUCGAUUCACAUUCCAGACUUGGACAGUAUAGCUUACCAGGGAAUAUUUCUUUGUAGGAAAAAAAAAAUAAUAAUAAUGAAAAGAAGAAACGAUUCAUUCUAGAAUUAUUCUCUCAACAAUAAUAAAGCAGUCUUCUUAAUAUUUAUCUCUAAUUUUUAUAUUUAAAUAAUGGACUGAAUGAUUUGAGUUUUUGUAUGUUUAAACGUGAUUUUUUUAUGUUGAAUAUUUAUUAAUUAAGUUGCAAUAUAGAGAAAAUAUUGUUGCUUCAUUUCUAAAUGUUUCUAUAGAAAAAGAAGAAAAAAUAGUCGAAAUAAAUUAAAUAAUAAUGGAAGAUGAAAUUUUUUUUCAAAGAAUUUAAAAAACAAAAAAAGUACGAAUGGAUUUUUAAGUAGAACUUAAAAAAAUAGCAGGCGAUGUGUUAAAUGCUGCAUAAUAAUAUCCAUAAGUAUAAUUAUAAGAUUCUCGUUGCCGUGUAAGAUUUUAGUCAAUGAAUGGAUAACAAUAAAAUAAUAAUUUGAAUUAAUUUUUAUAACUGUAGAAUAAAUUAAUUAUUUAUAAAAAUACUAGUGUACAAAUAUGUUUAAACAUGUGUAUGAUAUGGAAAAAGGUUGUAAUAAUUGUAAUAAUGAUUAAACACAAA